Molecule: messenger RNA, 1163 nt
Organism: Fundulus heteroclitus (mummichog)
Lineage: Eukaryota; Metazoa; Chordata; Actinopteri; Cyprinodontiformes; Fundulidae
Product: sialic acid-binding Ig-like lectin 14
Exons: 5
Coding region: 132-1163 (343 amino acids)
Source: RefSeq, a predicted model, not a curated record
UAAUGAACACGUCUGUUCACAGAGAAGGUGUCUGUUUAUUCUGCUGCUGAUCAACUCAUCUUAACACAUCAACUGGUUUUAAGACUAAAGUGUUUUAGUUUCAGCUGCAGAAAUCCUGUUUCCAGUCUGAGAUGAAGAACGACCGCCUGAAUCUGAUGGCAGCUCUGUCUGAGAGCGUGUUGGCAGUCAACAUGUUACUGAGUGUCUUCUUUCUUCCAGGUGCUUUGGCUGAUUGCAAAAAACCAGGCCUCAGAAUCACUGCACCAAAGAAGAUUGAAGCUCUGAGUGGAUCUUGUCUGCAAAUCCCAUGUAGCUUUAAUACAGAGGACAAAACAUUGAACAACAGCAGAACUAUCUAUGGAGUUUGGACGAAAAAUAACCACAAUUUUGGCCACAGUCCAAACGUUGUUAUUUUCAACAGCAGUGGGUCAGUAAACACCUUUUCACUGAAUAUUAUUGGAAACCUGACAGAGAGAAACUGCACCACUCUGUUUCCUGAUUUAAAGACAAGUUUUACAGACAGAUACUUCUUCAGAGUUGAGAAUGGGGACUACAGAGCAACAGCUUGUGCUGAUCCUGUUCACAUAACAGUUAAAGAUUCUCCUUGGAGUCCUAGCAUUAACAUUUCUAUUGCUGAUCUGAAGGAGCAUCAGUCUGUCACUAUCAGCUGCUCAGCUUUGACUCCCUGUCCACACUCACCUCCUGAACUCACCUGGAAUCUCCAACAAGACUCUCACAGACAAACAGAGAAAAACACAGAGGGAACCUUUACAACUAAAAUCCAGGAGACCAUCACUCUGUCAGACACACAUGAUGGAUACAACAUCAGCUGUUCUGCCACAUAUCCUGUGAAUGGAGGAAGCAAGACAGCAGAGACAGAAGUGACUCUCAGUGUUUCAUAUGCUCCUAAAGACACCUCAGCAUCCAUCAGUCCAUCAGGUUUGGUGUCAGCAGGUAGCUGGGUGGAGCUGAGCUGCUCCAGCAGAGCCAAGCCUCCUGCCAGCUUCACCUGGUUCAGGAACAGCAAACAUGGAGCCAUUAAUGUAUCUGUGGGGCAGGUUUACAGCUUCAAUGCUACUGAGGGAGGAGAGUAUUACUGUGAGGCUACAAAUGAUCUGGGUAAUCAGACAUCAUCAGUGAUCCUUCUUGGUGGAGGUAAUUAG